CGGAAGUGGCGCGUGAAUGAACUGAACUGAAAAUAAAGGUUCGUCCGCAGGCUUCGAAACACAAACCUGUUCGACUGAUUUAAAAACAAUAAACUUCAUUCUUUGUCAACGGGAGGGUUCCUCGUAUUAUCGGACAUUAUUAUUGUUGUAGGGUUGAAAUGACUCGAGUGUUCGUGUACGGCACCCUGAAGAAGGGUCAGCCCAACAAUUGCAGAAUGGAGGACAACGGGACAGUAAAGCUCCUCGCGAGAGCUCAAACCGUGGACCCGUAUCCCCUCGUGAUCGCUACCGAUGACAACAUCCCCUUCAUGCUCAACCUGCCCGGGAAGGGUCAACAGGUCAGAGGAGAAAUCUAUGAAGUGGAUGAUAACUUGCUGAAGUUCUUGGACGUGUUUGAAAGUUGCCCAGAAUUGUACCAGCGUACUCUGGUCCAGCUGGAGGUGGAGGAGUGGGCCGGUGAGGAUGAAGACAAACUGAAGACGGGCAGUAUCGUUGAGAGCUUUGUCUACACCACGACUACAUACAAACCUGAAUGGCUUCAAUACCCAACAUAUGAGAACUAUGACACGUAUGGAGACCACGGGCUGAAAUAUGUGUGUCGUGAAGACAGAUGACCAGAUGUGCAGUGAUGUGUUGUAGAGUUAUCAAAUUAGCAAAAUGUUAUUUUUUCUAAUUGUAGUUUCAGAUGGAGAACAUGGCAAACCAUAGCCGUUCGACAGAGACAUUCUUCUGGAUUUAAUGGUCAUAAGAGGAAUCGUAUUGGUUUUAAUGGGAAUUAUAAUGGUUUUUAUGGGAGUCUACUGGUAAUGUGUUCGAUUCUUUCUGAACCAAUAGAACACCAUUAAAUCAUACUGGAAUAAGACCCAAAAUGCACUACAUAAAAAAAGCUGAUGGUUCAUAAUGGCAUUAGUAAUGGAAACCAUUAGAAUUUAUAUUUUAAUUUACAUGGCAUUAAAGUACUUGAAAUACUACUGUACUGUAUUCUCUUAGGAAAUAGUCAUUGAAAAUGUUGAUUUUAUUGUAUCUAAUGAAAUGGGAACAAGUUUACCUGUGAAUUUUAUUUUAUGAGAAAAUAAUUGACCAACAACCUUAAAUAUGUACUGAAGUGCAAUACCGUAUAUGUGUUAAACGCUCCAAUAUCUGUAUGAUUUCUGUAUGUCUCUAUAAAUGC
Messenger RNA from Triplophysa rosa, 1171 nucleotides. RefSeq names its product gamma-glutamylamine cyclotransferase, tandem duplicate 3 (gene ggact.3). NCBI's taxonomy places the organism in Eukaryota, Metazoa, Chordata, Actinopteri, Cypriniformes, Nemacheilidae. The transcript has 2 exons. Bases 159 to 614 code for a protein of 151 amino acids. The record is from RefSeq and is a predicted model, not a curated record. Gene Ontology annotation, molecular function: gamma-glutamylaminecyclotransferase activity.